AAUUGCAUUUAUUAACUUUAGAAGUGGACGAUAAUUGUUGUUUUGUUUUAUUCGGAUUGCCGGCAAUACAACUUAGAUUACUAACUCUUAAUACAAUUUAUAACGCUACAAGUGUUCAAAUACUAUACUAGGAUGUCUUCGUCCACAACAACUACUUCCAGUCCAACGGACAGCUCCAAUGGCUCACUGGCAAUCUCAUACGGUACACUGCCCCCACCUCUCGUAACCGGAGCGAAUUCGCAGAAACCGUUCACGCUUUCGGAGCGCCUAAGUUUCGAGGUUUACAGUUACUCCAGCUAUUCGCCAAACUAUUUGCCUGAAAACGUACUCGUCGACUGUCCAAACGAUCAAACCUCUCGUUGGUCCGCCUAUACAAACAGCCCACCACAAUUUCUUACACUGAAACUCAAGCGUCCCGCCAUUGUGAAGAAGAUCAAAUUUGGUAAAUUUGAGAAAUCGCACGUCUGCAACAUUAAGAAAUUUCGUGUAUUUGGUGGAUUGGAAGAUGAUCACAUGGUGUUACUGCUAGAAGGUGGCCUUAAAAACGACAAUAUACCCGAAGUAUUUAAUCUGCGCUGCAUGACUGAGGAUGGUUCUGAGAAUCUGCCCAUACUUUAUCUGAAAAUAGUGCCAUUAUUGUCAUGGGGUCCUUCUUUCAACUUCAGCAUCUGGUAUAUUGAGCUGCAUGGUCAGGAUGAUCCUAUGUACACAUGUGCCCGGAUGAAGAGCUACAAUACAUUGCGAGAAACUGAGAUUAUUAAACUGUGCCUGAAACACUUUCGUCAGCAGGGAUAUAUGAAAGCCUUUGGCGCCUUGCAGGAGCAGACAAAUGUCCGACUGGAGCAUCCGCUUAUUAGCGAAUUGCAUAAAUAUUUGGUUGUGCAAGGACAUUUCGAGAGGGCGGAACUCUUCAUUGCUGAUUGCAUUGAGGAUGGCCUAAUGGAUGAGUAUUUGCACAAGCAAGACUACAAGCAUGCGUGGCAUAUGAAAUACACUGAAAGCGAGCUGAAACCCGGUAACCGUGGAGGUCAUCAGCUGGUUGUGGAUGCCAAAAAGCGUCUCAUAUAUUUAUAUGGUGGCUGGGAUGGAUACCAAGAUCUGAGCGACUUGUGGGCUUAUAACAUUGAACUAGACGAAUGGACGUUGCUCUGUGAGCGAUCUGAAUUGUCGAAUGGACCCUCGCCGCGUUCCUGUCACAAGAUGAUCUUUGAUCCGAUAAGCGAAAAUAUUUUCAUGCUGGGUCGUUACCUGGACAACUCGAUACGCACCAGUGAUUAUAUUAAGAGUGACUUUUACCUGUACGACACCCGGUCACGCAACUGGAUGCAAAUCUGUGAUGAUACUAGCCAAGUGGGUGGUCCACAUCUUGUCUAUGACCACCAGAUGUGUAUCGAUGCCGACAAGCGAACUGUUUAUGUUUUCGGUGGUAAAAUACUAACGCCACGCAGCGCGACAUCGUCGGUUGAGCCGGAAUAUUCUGGUCUGUUCUCGUAUCAUAUUGCUACAAACACCUGGACACAAAUACUUGUGGAUUGUCAUCAUGCCAGCGCCGCUCAGGCGGAUAUUAUGUCCAUUAAAUCUCGCAUAACUCACUGCAUGGUGUUUCAUAAUAAACAACGCAAGCUUUAUAUUUACGGUGGUCAGCGGGGCAAGGAAGAUCUCGAUGAGCUGCUAACCUAUGACGUGGAUACGCAGUCCAUUUCAGUGCUUAACAAAGAGCAUUCACAUCACGGCAACAUCAACACCUCGGAGGCCAAAUUUGAGCCAUCAUCGGGUUACACACUACGCGCUACGAUUGAUUGUGAUCGCGAUGAGAUUUACAUAUUCUCAAGCCUCAACAAGGUUAAAGAUCGACGUGAUGUACAUCCUGUAGAGCCCUCAAACUCCUUUUGGGUCUACUCACUGCGCACACACAGGUGGUCACGCAUCUAUUACUGCCGUCAUAGUGCUCAGGAUGUUAACUCCAUUAAUAAGGCUAAUGUUUUGGGUACUAACAAGAGUGAUGGCUCUUUGGAGCCAUGUCCACGAUAUGCACAUCAACUGGUCUACGAUGAGCUGGCCAAAACGCAUUAUCUUUUUGGUGGUAAUCCGGGCAUAUUUCAGUAUCAACAACUAAGACUGGAUGACUUUUGGCUGCUCCAUUUAGAAAAGCCUAAACGCGAGGAAAUAUUGAAGCAUUGUCGCUAUUUGAUACGCAAACUGCGCUAUGAAGAAAUGGUACGCAUAGAUCCAUUGAAAGCUUUGCAGUAUCUCAGGCAGCACAUAUCUGAAGUAAUAGAUCAUACCGAUGCAGAGCAACUAGACAAGUUUCAUAAGUUGGCUUCUUUGCUCUUCAAGUCUCAUGAGAUCUGUCAAGACUCUGCCCUGAGUCCAAAAGGUACGCCCAUGAUGUGUGCUGGAACUGAAGGAUAUGAAGCAUCGACUGAGGAGAUCUCAAAGGAUGAAUUGACAGAAGUAAUAGGACUGCCAUCAGCUGAAAAUGUAUCUAUGGAGUCAUCUGAAAGCCUUGCAACUUCCGGGAUAUCCGAGACUGCAUCUAGUCCUAGUAGCUCGUCGUGCACGAAACGCGCACGCACCGAGUCCACUUGUGAGCAACUGAAUCGUCGCGCUUUUCUUUUCAACAAAUUGGUGCAACUAAUGCCAGUAAGCAUGGUACAACCAGAGCGCAAUCUGAGCGAUUUUGUUGUUAUUUAAUUGUGCCAAAUAAAGUAUAUAUAUAGGCGAAACGACAUUAUAUCUAAGUUACUCAAUGUUUAUGUUAAUUAUUUUGAAAUGUUAUCUGAUUGAUGCACACGCUGAAUGUAAAUGUGAUACUCAAAUCGUCCUUAAUUUCGUUUUGGUUUUCCAAUGUUAAGUUUAUUGGCAGGUGCUAAUUAAAUUGAUUUAGAGGCAUCUGCAAUACAAAGCUAAUUUCAUUGUGAUAGUUAAUUUUUACAACAUGCAAGCGCUUAAGUCGAUAAACAUAAAUAUGUGAAAUUUUGUUAAAUUUAAAUUUUAGCUUAGAUGUAAAUAAGUUUGAAAUAAAGAAGUUUACACAUAA
This is a messenger RNA of Drosophila innubila, 3040 nucleotides long. RefSeq names its product muskelin (gene muskelin). Gene Ontology annotation, cellular component: cytoplasm. The record is from RefSeq and is a predicted model, not a curated record. Gene Ontology annotation, molecular function: protein binding. Lineage: Eukaryota; Metazoa; Arthropoda; Insecta; Diptera; Drosophilidae. The transcript has 9 exons. The coding region runs from base 133 to 2694 and encodes 853 amino acids.